Molecule: messenger RNA, 2103 nt
Organism: Alexandromys fortis (reed vole)
Lineage: Eukaryota; Metazoa; Chordata; Mammalia; Rodentia; Cricetidae
Product: extracellular calcium-sensing receptor-like
Exons: 6
Coding region: 1-2103 (700 amino acids)
Biological process (GO): G protein-coupled receptor signaling pathway
Cellular component (GO): plasma membrane
Molecular function (GO): G protein-coupled receptor activity
Source: RefSeq, a predicted model, not a curated record
AUGUGGCUGUGUACUCUCCUUCCUGUUCUCUUUGGCUGUGUCUCUGUGUCUGCUUUUUCCUCACCAAGAGCCUGGCUGUUGCCAAGGCAGAGGCCUCACUUUGACCGUCCUGGGGAUGUAAUUUUGGGAGGCAGCUUCCCCAUCUUUUAUCUCUCUAUUGGUACCCUGUCUGACUUCACUGUCCCACCAUCUGGACUGUUGACUUCAGACGUUUCCAAGUGGGGCUACCGCGUGGCCCAGAGUUUCGUCUUUGCCAUCGAGGAGAUUAAUAGGAGUGCUCACUUGUUGCCCAAUUUGACUCUGGGCUUCUCCAUUCGAAACUCUGCAGACUCAGUGCAUGGAGCCGUCCACGAGACAAUGAGCUUUCUCUCGAGGCAGGAGGAGCCCAUCCCCAACUAUACCUGCCAGCAUGGCUCUCCUCAGGCUGCUCUGGUUGGGGACACACGAUCAUCCCUGUCUGUCUCCAUGGCCAGACUUCUGGGGCUGUACAAGUUUCCCCAGAUCAGUUACUCAUCCUCACUACCCAGCCUCAGUGACAAGAUCCAGUUCCCAUCUUUCCUUCGGACCGUGACUAGUGACUUCACAUCUUGCCGAGCAGUGACCCAGCUGAUCAUUCACUUUCAGUGGUCCUGGGUGAUCAUUCUGGCCCAUGAUGAUGACUUUGGAGAGCAGGCCAGCUCUCUGGCCAUUCAGGAACUGAGUUCAGCUGGUGUGUGCAUUGAGUUCGCCCUCCAUGUCCCUUCCCAUGAGUCCAUGGAGAAGAUUGGAGAGAUUGUCCAGAAGAUGCAGAAAUGCACAGCCAGGGUUGUUCUGGUUUUCCUAAGUAAUUCUAAUUUCCUGCUCAUUCUUCAUGGCCUACUGGGUGUCCCUGUCUCAGGGCAGGUCUGGGUCAGCAAGGAUACUACGCACAUGGCACUUGCCCUGUCUACUCCAGGCAUUUCCCAAGUAUUGUUUGGCACAUUUGGCCUUCUCUAUUACAGCAGCAGGGCUAUUGGCUUCCCAGAGUUCCUUGCUAAUCUACGCCCCAGCCAGACUCCAGAAGACAUGUUUAUAAAGAAGUUUUGGGAGUUCACCUUUGAUUGUACAUGGCCCCACCAGAGCAGCCCAGUGACAGAGGGUGUCCAGCUUUGCUCAGGGAAUGAGAGUCUGAUAAACAAGCAGUAUCCUUUCCCAGAAGUGAGUAAAAUUGAUGUUGCUUACACAGCUGUCUACAGCAUUGCCCAUGCCCUGCACGACAUGAUAACCAGUGGACAGCAGGAUGGGAAAAGUACAGACUCCCAGGACUUCCAGCCCUGGCAGCUGCUUCAAGCUCUUAGGAAUGUGCACUUCAAGACUCCCGAUGGAAGUGAAAUUAUAUUUGAUGCCAAUGGAGAUUUGGUGAAAAAAUUUGACAUUUUCCAAGCGCAGAAGACCCCUAAGGGUAUAUUCCGCUUGGUCCAUGUAGGAAUGAUAGACCCUCAAGUCUCUUCGGGGAACAAAAUGAUGGUCCAUUUGAAGAAGGAAAUUCAAGUGAGUUGCCUGAAUGCAGAUAUGACUCUUGUCCUUGUAUACAUGAAGAGAUGUCUCCUGUGUCCCAAGGAACAGUACUCGAGCCACACCAGAGACCGCUGCCUGCCCAGGACAGAGAUCUUCCUGGCCUUUGAGGAACCUCUGGGAUUCAUGCUGGCUUUGGUGGCACUCUUCCUGGCUGGUCUGGCUGUCCUGGUUCUGGGAGUGUUCCUGAAGCACAGGGACACCCCCGUGGUCAGGGCCAACAACAGAACCCUCAGCUACUUCCUGCUGAUCUCCCUCUCCCUCUGUGCCCUGUGUGCCUUGCUGUUCCUUGGCCGCCCCAGUGUCCCCACGUGCCUCCUGCGUCAGACGACCUUUGCUGUGGUGUUCACGGUGGCCGUCUCCUCUGUUCUGGCCAAGACUCUCACAGUGGUCCUGGCCUUCAGGGUCACCAGGCCAGGGGCCAGGAUCCAGGUGUGCCUGAGACCCACAUGUUGGGAGGAGAGGGCUGAUUUCACUAAUUUGUUCUGUGACUUCCUCUUGCCACCCGAAGCACACACAGUCCUCCAUCUGCAAGAGUGUGAAAAGCGUGAUGAGGGGAUGAGGAUGUGA